GUUUAUUUUGGAUUCAGUGUGAAUAUGACACAAGAUAUUUGGAAUGGACCAUCUAAUAAAGUGGCAGCUUAUCAGUGAACCUUGAAAAUUUUAUGCAGAUUUUAUAAUUGUUUUGAAAAAAUUGUGAUUAUUUAAGCAAUAAUAACGUAAUAAUCAUCAUUCCGUGUGGGUUGGGUUCCUGCAUAACGUUGAUACGUUUUACGUGAUUGUGAAAGCGCUUGCGUUUUGUCUGUUUACGGUGCUUGACAUACAAAAAACAUGGACAUGAGAAUGAGACGAAAUAAAUACACGGGCACUUCAAUACUUUGUGUUGAAAAUACAACAGAAAAUGGAAUAAAUAAAAGUACAACUAAUGGCAUUAAUAAAAGUUGUUUUCUUAAAUCGUAUACAAAUGGAUAUGUUGAGGUCAAUGGACAACAAAAACUGCCGGAAAAAAAGAAAGAUAUUCCAAAUGAAUCCAAACCGAAGGAAAUGUUUGAGAAACCAACGUUAACUACAGCGUGUUUAACGUUUUUCGGUUUUUAUAUGCUUAUGCUUCUUGGCUACAUAAAUCAAAUCUUAUUCAAACCAAAAACCGCUACAGAAAAUUAUCGUGAUGGAUACCCGCCUUUGUAUGACUCAUUCGAAAGAUUUUACUUGAAUUAUGUGUAUCGACGUAUUAAGGAUUGUUGGAAUACUCCUGUGUCAAGCGUUCCAGGAUCAGAAAUUGUGAUUAAAGAUCGGAUUACAAGAGAUUAUGGAUGGACUUUUGAACUUACAGGUACAGAAACGAAAUGUUUGAAUUUGGGUUCGUACAAUUAUUUAGGAUUUGCUGAAAAUAAUGGGCCAUGUGCGCAUAAUGCGGUGAAAUCUAUUGAAAAAUAUGGUAUAUCAACUGCUAGUCCCCGUUCCGAAUUGGGAACAAUUCCAUUGCAUUUAGAACUUGAAGCGUUGACUGCUAAAUUUUUGGGUACUGAAGAUGCUAUCACUUUUGGUAUGGGAUUUGCUACAAACGCAUUGAAUAUACCUACGCUGUUAUCGUCAGGGUGCCUUGUUAUAAGUGAUGAAAAGAAUCAUGCUUCAUUAAUUUUGGGUAUACGGCUGUCUGGUGCUACAACCAAAGUUUUUAAACAUAAUAAUAUGAAACAUUUGGAAAAAAUUUUAUCAGAUUCAAUAUGUUAUGGACAACCGAACAAGCCUAAAUACACACCAUGGAAGAAAAUUAUAAUUGUGGUAGAAGGUAUUUACAGUAUGGAAGGUUCAAUUGUUAAAUUACCAGAAAUAAUCGCUUUAAAAAAGAAAUAUAAAUCGUAUUUGUAUUUGGAUGAGGCACAUAGCGUUGGGGCUAUGGGUCCUCGUGGUCGUGGUAUUACGGAUUAUUAUGGAUGUAAUCCAAAAGAUAUUGACAUUUUAAUGGGAACUUUUACAAAAAGUUUUGGAUCUGCUGGUGGAUACAUUGCAGGUUCUAAGAAAUUAAUUAAUUUUCUACGUGUAAAUAGCCAUGCUCAUAAUUACGCUUGUUCAAUGGCCGCACCCGUGGCUCAACAAAUUAUCACCUCCAUGAAGAUAAUAAUGGGCCUAGAAGAAAGUGGUGAUGGAAAACGACGUUUAAAUCAACUAGUUCGAAAUACAAGAUAUUUUCGUCGACGAUUACAUCAAAUGGGACUUAUUGUAUAUGGUCACGAAGAUUCUCCUGUUGUCCCAAUUUUAGUCUAUCUUUUCUCAAAAAUAGGAGCUGUAGUGAGAUUAUUAAAAUCAAAGAAUAUUGCAACAGUUGGAGUAGGUUUCCCAGCAACACCGUUAAUGGAGGGUAGAAUUCGUAUAUGUUUGUCAGCAUCGCAUACAAAAGAACAAUUGGAUCAUGCAUUAGAGGCAAUUGGUGAAGUUGCAGAUUUAUUAGGUUUAAAGUAUUCACGAUUACCAAAAGAAGUUGGUACGAUUUGUUAUGAAGAUAUUGCGAUUAAUUAAAAACAGAAUUUUCGUCAAAUUAGCACAAAUAAUAAGCAUUGCGUCGUAUGGAUCGUUCGUAUUUUAUAAUAGGUAAUUGUUUUAUGAAAUUUAGAAAAGCGCUGUAUCUACUCACACGCUAGUGUUAUAGAUAAAGCAUUCGCUUAAGGAUUAUAUUUUCGGUCAUAAUGCUAAAUUUCACGUGGAAAACGCAAACAAUAAAGCUGCUACUUGUGAACCUUGGUUUGUGCAAACAGAGUUUAAAACGGCGGAGAAAUACAAAAAAAUUCGAUAAAAAAAAUUCAUAUAAGCACAAAAGUUAGAAAAAUAGUACAUAGCUUAACUUAUGCGAGAGAAAUAAAAAUCAUCCUCAUGUUAGCGUGUGAGUAGGCAUAACGUUAAAAAAAUUGUUAAUUUUAAAUUUUUCGUUGUAAAUCUAGAAAAUAUUCUUUUCAUCUUUAUUUAAAAUGUUGUUCAUUUAAUUAUUUAUGUGCUUGUGGUUUUAUUUAGCGGUUAAGCCCAUGUUUUCAUUAAGA
Chrysoperla carnea is the source of this 2462-nucleotide messenger RNA. It is a transcript of the gene lace, whose product is annotated as serine palmitoyltransferase 2. Gene Ontology annotation, molecular function: serine C-palmitoyltransferase activity; pyridoxal phosphate binding. The record is from RefSeq and is a predicted model, not a curated record. Bases 259 to 1947 code for a protein of 562 amino acids. Gene Ontology annotation, cellular component: serine palmitoyltransferase complex. NCBI's taxonomy places the organism in Eukaryota, Metazoa, Arthropoda, Insecta, Neuroptera, Chrysopidae. The transcript is spliced from 7 exons. Gene Ontology annotation, biological process: sphingosine biosynthetic process; ceramide biosynthetic process.